This is a messenger RNA of Cavia porcellus (domestic guinea pig), 2011 nucleotides long. RefSeq names its product transcription factor AP-4 (gene Tfap4). Gene Ontology annotation, molecular function: DNA-binding transcription factor activity, RNA polymerase II-specific; RNA polymerase II cis-regulatory region sequence-specific DNA binding; protein dimerization activity. The transcript has 7 exons. Gene Ontology annotation, biological process: regulation of transcription by RNA polymerase II. Gene Ontology annotation, cellular component: nucleus. Lineage: Eukaryota; Metazoa; Chordata; Mammalia; Rodentia; Caviidae. Bases 175 to 1194 code for a protein of 339 amino acids. The record is from RefSeq and is a predicted model, not a curated record.
UGCCCCUCCCGCCCGCCUCCCUCCCCUCGCUGCCGCCGCCGCCGCCGCCGCCAGCAUCUGGGACCGGCCGAUUCUGCACCUCCGUCCGGCUCUGCCCUUUGAUUCGGAUUUCCAUCUUGCAUUCUCCGGCGGACCGCGGGACCUGGCUCGUGCAGAGGAGGGGGGCCGAUCGCUAUGGAGUAUUUCAUGGUGCCCACUCAGAAGGUGCCCUCUUUGCAGCAUUUCAGGAAAACAGAGAAAGAAGUGAUAGGAGGGCUCUGUAGCCUUGCCAACAUCCCACUGACCCCUGAGACCCAGCGGGACCAGGAGCGGCGGAUUCGGCGGGAGAUUGCCAACAGCAACGAGCGAAGGCGUAUGCAGAGCAUCAACGCAGGCUUCCAGUCCCUCAAGACCCUUAUUCCCCACACAGAUGGAGAGAAGCUCAGCAAGGCAGCCAUUCUCCAGCAGACAGCAGAGUACAUUUUCUCCCUGGAGCAGGAGAAGACCAGGCUCCUGCAGCAGAACACACAGCUCAAGCGCUUUAUCCAGGAACUGAGUGGCUCUUCUCCAAAGCGGCGGCGGGCAGAGGACAAGGAUGAAGGGAUUGGCUCGCCUGAUAUCUGGGAGGAUGAGAAGGCUGAGGACCUGCGGCGGGAGAUGAUUGAGCUUCGACAGCAGCUGGACAAGGAGCGCUCUGUGCGCAUGAUGCUGGAGGAGCAGGUGCGGUCCCUGGAGGCCCACAUGUACCCGGAAAAGCUCAAAGUGAUCGCCCAGCAGGUGCAGUUGCAGCAGCAGCAGGAGCAGGUGCGGUUACUGCACCAGGAGAAGCUGGAGCGGGAACAGCAGCACCUGCGGACCCAGCUCCUGCCCCCUCCAGCUCCCACCCACCACCCUACAGUGAUUGUGCCGGCGCCGCCACCACCACCUCCCUCCCACCACAUCAAUGUUGUCACCAUGGGUCCCUCCUCUGUCAUCAACUCUGUUUCUACAUCCCGGCAAAAUCUGGACACCAUUGUGCAGGCAAUCCAGCACAUCGAGGGCACCCAGGACAAGCAGGAGCUGGAGGAAGAGCAGCGGCGAGCGGUUAUCGUGAAGCCUGUGCGCAGCUGCCCAGAGGCACACACUUCAGACACUGCCUCGGACUCAGAGGCCUCAGACAGUGAUGCCAUGGACCAGAGCCGGGAAGAGCCAUUAGGGGAUGGGGAGCUUCCCUGACCACCCCCCAGCCCUCCUCUCCCUUCUGGGGGCUGGAGGGGGCCGGGGAAGUGACAGGGAGAAAUGUGGGUGAAUGAGUGAGAAAUUUUUACAAAAUUACUGUGUCAUUUGGGUCUCUUUUAUGACCUCUUUUUCAAUACUGUAACUCAAUCUUGGAACGAAGCCGCUCAAGCCAGGGUCCUGAGGCUGGGGUGGCACACAGCGUGUGGGAGCAUUGGGAUCCCAGGGUUGUGCCUCUGUCCUGGGCUCUGGGGGAGGCCGACAUUAGGAUGCCUGGCCGCCUCCACCAAGAAACAUUUUUCAUUUAAAUGUGUUUUUAAGAACAGGGAAAAUCAACCCCAAGGUAUUUACUCCUCCCCAGAGCUGAUCCUGCGCCUGUCAGUCUUUAAUCCCCCCUCCCCUCUCCGUUUGGUUUUCUUUUUCUUUAAGCACUUACAUGGGUUGGGGGUUAGGCUGGGUCGGGUCUUUCUGGGGACCGGGAUCUAUGCUUCUCGGUUGGGGUUCGCUGCUGCCCUUUUCCCCUCCCCCUUCCUCUCAACACCAGGACUCGCCAUUCUCCAUGCCUCUGUCCACCUAUUUCUCCAGGGUACCCCAAGUCCUAAAAAUGUCUUUGUUUCUUUCUCUUGUUUUGUUUGUUGUUGGUUUUAGUUUUGGUUUCUUUUCAUUUCUUUCUUUUUUUUUUUUUUUUUUUACAAUUUUGAGAUCUUUGUGUCCAAGGAGAAGCUAUUAUAUUUUGUUAAGAAAGUGGGGGGAAAAGAACCAAGAGGCCACUGUGCCUUUGUAAAGAAACAAAAUAAAGUUUGUACUUUGUUUUUUA